Maudiozyma barnettii is the source of this 2499-nucleotide messenger RNA. RefSeq names its product Rfx1p (gene RFX1). The coding region runs from base 1 to 2499 and encodes 832 amino acids. Gene Ontology annotation, biological process: regulation of transcription by RNA polymerase II. Gene Ontology annotation, molecular function: DNA-binding transcription factor activity, RNA polymerase II-specific; RNA polymerase II cis-regulatory region sequence-specific DNA binding. The record is from RefSeq and is a predicted model, not a curated record. Lineage: Eukaryota; Fungi; Ascomycota; Saccharomycetes; Saccharomycetales; Saccharomycetaceae. The transcript has a single exon.
AUGGCACAUGAUUCAUCCAAUGGCAACGACCUAAAUGUGAAUAACAUUCCAGGAUACCAACGUACAACUUCUUCGAUCUAUAAUUUGAUCCAUUCUUCCAACAACAAUAGUUUGCGAGCUAAAGAAGGAGGAGCCGGAGAAAAUGACACUAUAAAUGGUUCUUCAACGAAUAAAGACAAGAGUUUUAAUAUAAUACCACAGGGGCAGAAUUUCAAUUCAUUUUACACAGGUGACACAAAUAACAGGCCUAUGUUACCAAGCCUGCCAAAACCAAAUACAUCACCACCUCAAGGUAGAAGUAUAUCUCAACAAUCUAAUAUUUCCAUCCCAACAUUACCAUCUUACGACAGAAGUACGUCAAAUGAUAACACUUUUAGUAACGUUCUUUUGAAAGAAGGUCAUGACACUCCGUUCUACAAACAACUUAAUACUAUAAGUAGAGGCCCUUCAACGUUAUCGAAUUUUCAAUCGGCACCAUUUAUAGGUGACUCACCCCAAUCUUCAAGAAUAUUUCCUAUUCAAAAUGCAUUACAACAAGGUAGAAAUACUAAUCAAAAUUUCAUGAAAGCAGAUGAGAAGAAGAGUGAAUCCCAAGGACACAUCAGAAAUAUUCCAUUUACAACGGCUCAGCACCUAACCAAUGAAACCCCUCCAUAUACAUAUAAUGAAUCAACGAAUGUAACGAACACUACAUCUUCUCACGAAACAUCUAGAAAUAGCACCAAUACAUCAACAACAACCAGUGCUACCACGUCAACGACUUUUGCAUUCAAACCGACUACAAAGUCGAAAAUCAACAAUAAUUUGUUAGCAUCGAGAAGGAAUACACAAGAACUGGUGGCUAAAUCAAUUGCAGAAAAAUAUUUGGACAAACCUAUUGAAGAUUAUGCCUCUAUUGUGAAGGAAGCUGAGUUAGAUGUCCUACAUAUAAACCCAGCCAUACAGUCCAAAGCAUCAAUCCAAGUUUUAGAACAAAAGAAGGAGAGAGAAAGACAGGUAUAUGCAUUGCUAUGGUUAAUGAAAAACUGUGAAUCCCAUCAUGACAGUUAUGUGCCAAGGGGGAGAAUAUUUGCCCAAUAUGCAUCAUCAUGUGCUCAAUAUAACCUAAAACCAUUAUCUCAAGCGUCUCUUGGGAAACUAAUCCGAACUGUUUUCCCAGGAUUAACAACCAGACGAUUAGGUAUGAGAGGCCAGUCCAAAUACCAUUAUUGCGGCUUAAAACUGGUCAAUUCUGACGGAAAUGAGAAUUUCGAUGAUGAUGCAGAUAGCAGUAGUGCCAAUAUGAGUCCGUCUGUGAGUAAGCCAAGUUCACCAGAAGCUAUGGGUAUCAAAUUGGAAGUUCCUGAUCCUAACCUAUCAAGAAAAUCCAAUAACACAAAUAAUGUCAGCAUUAAGAAACGUAAAAGUGAUAAUUCUGAGGAUUCCAAGGUGUCUGUUUCAACAACGAAAAAAACCAAAACUAACUCGAAAAAGAUCAAUGAAAAUUCAGAACCUUCAAAAUCCUCUGAUAAUAUUUCUCUUUCAUUGCAUAACGUUUUACCGAAUAUCUUCCAAAACGAGGUUGUCCUAUCCAAGUUAUACAAACUUUCUUUACCGCCAAUUCCAAAGUCGUUAUUACCAAGUAGUAUUGAUCAAGAUAUGAUAUCUUCUUUAGAAUCACUGUACCACAUUUAUUGCAACAAGAUCUUUGACAAUAUAAAGUUCUUAAGGUUUGAUUCUCUUUCUACCAAUUUACUUUUUUUCCAUACUGGUUCUGUAUCUCCCCAGAUGUACAAUCUACUGAUAUCAGAAGAGUUAAAUAACUGGAUUGCUCAAUGUGAUAGAAUUACACAUAUAUCAUUAGCUAAAUAUCUUUCUAAUUUGGUUCUCGACAAAACGAAAUCUACCGAAACGCCAAAUGACACUGUCAAAUCUUUAGAGAGCUUUAUUGAGACUUAUCCAAAGCAAAUUUCAGACUUAACAAUGGAACUUCCUGCAACUUUACGAAACUCUAAAACAACUACCGCUAAAGAUUUUACGUCGCUCAUGAAAAAACUUUUAAAGUUAGACAAGUUCAUCCUCAAAUUUCUAAACAGUUUCCAAGCGUUUAAAGGUGAUAUGCAUCGUGAUUGGGAGGCCAUAAACUUAGAAGAUAUAUAUGAUAUGGUUAGCACAGAUAAACAUCAUGAAGUAUGCAAAGCUAUAAAGGACUUUUUGCAGGCUAACAUUGUAUUAUUAUUCAAGGAGGCUCCAUCUGGAAUUGAAUAUUCGUCAGAUGAAAAUCAUAUCAUGGAAGAUCCAUUCAAUACAUUACUUCUCAAGUUUUUAGAAUUUGUUUCAGAGUCCACAUGUUCGGCCAAUACAUUAAUCAAUAGCUAUAUCAGAUUUACGAACGCUUUAAUUGGUGACAUAUCUUUGAAAUCAUCAGAGAAUCUAUUAUUGUGGCUAUUUUUUAAUAAUGUGACUGUCCAACUAUUAAAUUAUUCAUUUGAAGCUACGAAAUUCGUGACUUUAUCUUAG